AUUCGUAUAAGAUUAAGCUCAUAAGUCAAUCAAUUAGGGGCAAAUCAGAGUAAACCAAAGUAAAAAACAAACCGGAAUAGUUAAACCGGUCCUACUACUCUAAAUCUACUAAAAUUGCCCAUCACUCAUAUAAUACACACACAUCUCUCUUACCCCUUUUCUUCCAACACAUCCUCUCUCCCUCCGUCAAUGGAGAAAACCCUAGCCUCUUCCCACACCAAACGCUCUUCGCCAUCUUCAUCCACCGCUGUGAACACAACAAGCUCAACCGGUUUCAACCGCAGAACCAAACAGAGGUUGUCUGAUGCAACGGCGAGUGUAAGCGAGACGACCCGCGUAGAAGAUGAUGAUGACGACGACGAAGAAGAAGGAGUGGAGGAGAAGAUCGAGGCGCUGCAGACAAUAGUCCCCGGAGGAACGGCUCUUGGUGUAGAUGCGCUGUUCGAAGAGACAGCUAGUUACAUUUUGGCUCUGCAGUGUCAGAUAAAUGCCAUCAAAGUCCUUACUGCGUUUCUUGAGCGCUGUGAGAAAGAUGAUAUGAAGUUUGGAGGUUGAAGAUGAUUGAACAAACAAUUUGGAAUUCUCUCUCUGUUUUUUCACUUAUUCUCAUCUUAUAUGAUAUUUCUUUUUUUCUUAUUUUUCUUUUUAAUGUGGCUUAGUUUAGUUUUUUUUGUUUCCCUUUAUAUAAUGUGUUUUAGUUCUAAAUAUUACGAAAAAUCUUCACUUUGAAAUUCGAAAACCUAAUAUAUAAGAGCCAAUUUAGAGUU
Messenger RNA from Camelina sativa (false flax), 767 nucleotides. The record is from RefSeq and is a predicted model, not a curated record. NCBI's taxonomy places the organism in Eukaryota, Viridiplantae, Streptophyta, Magnoliopsida, Brassicales, Brassicaceae.